AUAUAUUGACAUUUCUUAGACUCUCCCGGUUGCAUUUCGAAAAGAAAAAAAAGAAAAAGACUGAAUCAAUCCUGUUUGUUCUGACUUGAGAUUCUACUCCGACGGAGAUAUCAUCUGACUGUAACUUGUUAUGAUUUCUAGAUGAUAUAGCUCUGGGGGACCAUCCAAACACUGGUGGUGACGGUGACGGCGACAGGCUCGGUCUCAUGUCUAGCGGCGCCGCCCUGAAUCCUUCGCCUCGGAACUUGCAAGCGUAUCGGCCGCUCGAGUACAACUUCAGUCCACUCACUCCGUUCUCCGGGGACAACGUCAAUUUGUUGUUCACGAGUUGUGCUGCCCCGAGUUCUCUCCCAUCGUUCCCAGAUACCUUUGGUUUGUCCAUGCUCGGGCCAGACAACUUGAAUCUGGGGCUGAACCUGGACCCGAACCUGGACCCGAACCCGCCCUCGAGCGUAGCACUAGAUUCUACUUUUAUCCCACAUAGCGCCUUCGAUCCCUACCAAGCGCCCGCCUUGCCACCACCAACCGCACCCACAGCAGCAACGACGAACUUCGACAACGACUACAGCCCGUUCGCGUUCGGCGGUAUUGACAGCGACGGCCAGUCGUCGCGGAUGCCAGUAAGCGGAGAAGUCACACAUCCAGGGGACGCGAACAGCAGUUAUUUUGGUGGAUUAUCCAGUGCGGGCGUCUGUCCAUUUGCCCCGCCGAGGAUCAGCGGCGACAUCAACGCCAACCAGCAAAACAAUCCCUAUCCCUAUCCAUAUCCCUAUCCAUAUCCAUAUCCAUAUCUCAACCCAAACCCGAGUCCAACUCCAAGUCCAAGUACAAACUCCAUCCGGACCCCGACGCAGACGCCGACAACACGAUCGAGUUGGCCCAACUCCUUCACCAACAUCUGGCAGCCGUUGUUCCCUCAGUUUCCUGCACCACAGCCACAGAACCCAUUCCCGCCAGACAACUCCACAGGAGCAGGCUGUAGCCGCCAUCCAAACAGCGACGACUACGUUGCUGCCCUGUUGACCCGCGACUUCUCGUCUCCCUCGCUGCCCUCGCACGGUAACAGCCCGACGGGCCCCGAGACCCAAUCUGCGCAGUUUCCCCAUCAAUACCAGGCCGCGAACCUCGAGCCCACCUCACUGCUGCAACUACAGCUACAGAUACCACCCAACCAUUACAACAUGCCUCCCCGCCGCGAUUCAACGACGUCGAGGGGCCCGCCCACGGCCGCCUCAAGUAGGCCUCGAAGGCGAUCGAGCGUAGCCAGCACAAUUGACCUCACCUCGCCCAAGAUAGAACGCGACGGCGAGUCGCCCUCCGGCGUUGACCCUCAGACACCCAUGGCCCCGCCUCCCUCCAGAAAGCGAUCGCACACCGCCGCCAGCACGACGCCGCAGGCCACCUCCCGGCGACCCUCGGCUUCGGCGAGGUCGCGGCCCAUGAAACCGUUGCCCCCGAAGCGUAAGGCCUCCAAGCAGGAGGAUGCGGACAGUCUAUUUGGCGAUUCGUCGUCCGUGCUGGGCCCAGACGACGGCGACGAUGACGUGCUGGACCUGACGGGCACGAACGAGGUCCCGCCAGAGCUGCUCAAGCCCAAGGAGGACAACCGCACCAAGCUCAACAAGUUCCAAUGCUCCAUCUGCAUGGACGAGGUAUCGGGCCUGACCGUCACCCAUUGCGGCCACAUGUUCUGCUCAGAGUGCCUACACUCUGCCCUGCACAUCGACCAUAUGAAGAAGACGUGUCCCAUCUGCCGGCAAAAAGUCGACAUGAAGGCGAGGCCCGGGCAGAAGCAGCCGAAGAACUCCUUUUACCACCUCGAGUUGAAGCUCAUGACGUCGAACCGGAAAGGAAAACAGCCCGUGGGCAGGUGAGAUUCAACACUAUUGUUUUGUUUUUGGUUUUGUUUUUUGGGGCGGGAGAGAAAGUGAGAACCCGCCGAACGAGAUGAGAGGACUGGCACACAUUGCGGUUUGCAGUUUGCAUUUGCAUGAUACUAGGCGUUCUUCAUUCAUGGGGCGAAAAGGGAAAUGAUACCCCCCCCCCCAAAGUAUAUCGGCACAGGGAGGACAGGAAUGACAGGAAUGACAUUGGACGGCAAGGAAGUACCAUGUCCGUAAUUGAGAUACUUAUUCAGAGCUAUUAACUGCUGUGCUCAAGAGGCCGCUUGACGUACAAC
Molecule: messenger RNA, 2179 nt
Organism: Truncatella angustata
Lineage: Eukaryota; Fungi; Ascomycota; Sordariomycetes; Amphisphaeriales; Sporocadaceae
Exons: 2
Coding region: 207-1874 (555 amino acids)
Source: RefSeq, a predicted model, not a curated record